Paramuricea clavata is the source of this 309-nucleotide messenger RNA. The record is from the annotation of a GenBank genome assembly. NCBI's taxonomy places the organism in Eukaryota, Metazoa, Cnidaria, Anthozoa, Malacalcyonacea, Plexauridae.
AUGGCUUUUAAUGCGGCCAUAUACGAAUUAUCUCAUGGCCCAUUGCACUUUGAUUUAGAUCGCUUAGAAUGUCUAGUAUUUAAUCCUAUUGAACAUUCAGCUUUGGCCAUGGACUGCCUUACAAUGUCAAAUGUUGACCCAGAUUUAAAUGUUCAAGCUCUGUUGCCACCGACUAGUAGGUAUAUGGUUGAAAAUGAUAUUAGCGAAUUAAUCGACGAGUCAAUGGAUGAUAUGGGUUUUUCAUUGUUGCACCUAAAUUGUCGUAGCCUUAUUGGCAAUUUUGAUAAGUUGAGUCUGAAACUUGGCUGA